Molecule: messenger RNA, 1350 nt
Organism: Lachancea nothofagi CBS 11611
Lineage: Eukaryota; Fungi; Ascomycota; Saccharomycetes; Saccharomycetales; Saccharomycetaceae
Source: the annotation of a GenBank genome assembly
AUGUCCAGCACUUUACAGUACGACUCGAAAAGAGAGGGUUAUUCUCCGAAGUUUGAGUUUGAUGCCCCGUACAACCCGAACGUGUCGUACCAUUUCAAUGGUGACGUUUCUCAGUUUCACUACGGUGUAAAGCACCCAAUGAAGCCGUUCAGGCUCAUGCUGACAGACCAUCUGGUCUCUUCAUAUGGCUUGCACAAGAUCAUGGACCUCUACGAGACGAGGCCCGCCACUAGGGAAGAAUUGGCCGAAUUCCACUCAGAGGACUACAUUGAGUUUUUGGCGAGAGUGUCGCCCGACAGUCUGGCAAAACUGCCGCGUGGCUCGCUUGAGAAGUUCAAUAUCGGAGACGACUGUCCCAUCUUCCAAGGUCUAUACGAUUAUUCGGCUCUAUACGCAGGUGCCUCGCUCGAUGCUACACGUAAACUCAUCAAAGGUCAAUCAGACAUUGCAAUCAACUGGUCGGGAGGCUUGCACCAUGCCAAAAAAAGCAACCCAUCAGGGUUUUGUUACGUCAAUGAUAUAGUACUCAGCGUUCUCAAUUUACUGCGAUAUCACCCAAGAGUUCUUUACAUAGAUAUCGAUUUACAUCAUGGGGAUGGCGUUCAGGAGGCAUUUUACACUACUGAUAGGGUUUUUACUGUCUCAUUUCACAAAUACAACGGUGAGUUUUUUCCAGGAACAGGAAAACUCGAUGAAAUCGGAUGUUCUCGCGGGAAACACUUUUCCCUUAAUGUUCCACUUGACGAUGGCAUCGACGAUGACUCUUAUAUCAAUCUGUUUAAGAGCAUCAUCGACCCACUGAUAACGUCGUUUAAGCCUACUGUGAUAAUACAACAGUGUGGAGCUGAUUCUCUGGGCCAUGAUCGGCUAGGGUGUUUUAAUCUAAACGUCCAAGCACACGGCGAGUGCGUUAAAUUUGUAAAGUCGUUUGGGCUCCCGAUGUUAGUGCUCGGAGGUGGUGGCUACACGCCGAGAAACGUAUCACGGUUAUGGGCGUACGAAACAAGCUUGCUGAACGGUGUUUCAAUACCUGAAGAUAUUCCAGCUGACAUUCCGUUCCGAAACUGGUUUGGACCUGACUACUCCCUCCACCCUGUCUUGGACAAUCUUUAUGAAAACAAAAACUCAAAAAAGUACCUAGACAAUAUCAGAAUACGAUGUUUGGAAAAUAUUAGGUUUCUGCAAGGAGCCCCCAGCGUUAGAAUGGAACAGGAAGUGAUCCCAAACCAGGAUCUCAGUGGCUUAACUCAAGAGGAGGAUGAUGCAAUUGAAGAGCUCAAUGCGGAAACCGACAAGUUCAGAUUUGAGCAGAUGGAAAAAGAUAGCAUGAGAGCAGGAGAACUACAUUGA